AUGGCGGAAGAGAGCCCGGAGCUCCAAUCCGCUCUGCGGAACCUGGACCGUGAAUUAGAGGAGGGCGACAUCACAGAGAAAGGGUACCAAAAGCGGCGCACCCUCCUCCUUUCGCAAUUCCUCGGUCCAAACAAGCCUCUCGAUAUCAAUUCGCAUGCGACAUCCAGCCAUGCGGACUCAUUUGGUUCCUCCCAGAUGGCCCCUCCGGCCAUCUUGAGCGUUCGACCCCCGACUGCCGACUCAUCACAACCUGCAAUUUCGUCUCCAACUUAUGCUGGCGGGUAUGAAGGUUCCGGUGGGGGUUAUGGGUACAACCACGGUGUCAGCAUGGACCUGCAGAACUCGUCCCCUGCGCCAACCGGAGGGUCUUACGACAGAGAUAGCACGGGCAUGUUGCAGACACUUGAUCGUAUGCCAUCUUCGACAUCGCAUGAUUCGCUCUUUCUCCCCAAACCACCUCCCUUGGGAUCGCAAGGCCAAGAUGGCUCCAGGACAGCAACCCUUAUGAGCCAGAACUACGCUUUCAACCCGGAGACUCAGCAUGAGUAUUCUCAACCCGAAUACUCUCAGCCUGAGUAUGCCCAGGCCGAGUACGCCCAGGCCGAAUAUGCCCAACCCGAGUAUGUGGAUGAUGCUAUGGGUGUCUACGACCCUGCUGGCGGUGUCACGCGACAGUCAACCAUGCUGGACUCGCAGCAGGGAUACUUCUCAGACUUUGCCGGUCAGCAGCAUGAUGACUACAGAGAUAGCUACGGUGGUGGGUUCCAUCGAUAUUCUCAAUCUGGAGAAGCUUUCUCUCCCACGGCAAACAUGGCGCCGCCGUUCAUCCCGCCUUCGGAAUUGGCUCACGGGCCAGCCAUCCAACAUUUGCUACCACUUGAGCCUCGAGACAUCCCGUUCGCCGUUAACGACCCUCAUGAAAAGAAUACCCCCAUGUCUAAUUUCGACAACAUUCCCGCCGUUCUGCGACAUCGCGCACGUGCUCAUCCGAAGCAGCCGGCAUAUUGGGUCUUGGAUCAGAAGGGAAAGGAGAUCGCAUCUAUUACGUGGGAUAAGCUAGCUAGCCGCGCCGAGAAGGUCGCUCAAGUUAUCCGCGAUAAAAGUAACCUGUACCGUGGAGACCGCGUUGCUCUGAUCUAUCGCGAGACAGAAAUAAUCGAGUUUGCUGUUGCGCUCAUGGGAUGCUUUAUCGCAGGAGUGGUUGCAGUUCCUAUUAACAGCCUCGAUGACUACCAAAGUCUGAAUUUGGUCCUCACCUCAACCCAGGCACAUCUUGCGUUGACCACGGAAAACAACCUGAAGGGAUUCCAACGCGAUAUCACUGCCCAGAAACUCAAUUGGCCCCGUGGAGUCGAGUGGUGGAAAACGAAUGAAUUCGGGAGCUUCCACCCAAAGAAGAAGGAUGACUCCCUCCACUUGUCGUACCCGACCUGGCCUAUAUCGAGUUUGCUCGAGCACCGACAGGAGAUAUGCGUGGAGUUGUGA
Penicillium argentinense is the source of this 1485-nucleotide messenger RNA. RefSeq lists its product as uncharacterized. The transcript is spliced from 3 exons. Lineage: Eukaryota; Fungi; Ascomycota; Eurotiomycetes; Eurotiales; Aspergillaceae. The record is from RefSeq and is a predicted model, not a curated record. Gene Ontology annotation, cellular component: cytosol. The coding region runs from base 1 to 1485 and encodes 494 amino acids.